Messenger RNA from Asterias rubens (European starfish), 1080 nucleotides. RefSeq names its product ficolin-2-like. The record is from RefSeq and is a predicted model, not a curated record. The transcript has 2 exons. NCBI's taxonomy places the organism in Eukaryota, Metazoa, Echinodermata, Asteroidea, Forcipulatida, Asteriidae. The coding region runs from base 1 to 1080 and encodes 359 amino acids.
AUGUCAGACAGUCAACCUGUCAGAGCGGUCAGACAGUCCACCAGCGAUGUCAUAUUGGUUGUGUUGAGCACACCAAUUACAGCUUUAGAAAUACUGUCGUGUGGUCAUCAACUAGAGAGAGAGUUUCUAUCUGCCGAAAAUAAAGAAUUGCGGCAAGUUUCCUACCGGCAGACUGUUACACGAUCACAUGUUCAAUGUGUGAGUUAUUGCCAUGCUGAUCCUCAGUGCCUAUCGGUCAAUUACCACAUUGACACUCACUUGUGUGAUCAGAAUAAUGCUACCAGGGCUCGGUAUUCUGACCACUUCAUCACACACUUUGGAAGUGUGUACUUUGAUGCCGAUGUAGACACGCCUCUCCUCUCUCUGCCUGAUCCCAAACCCUCUACACGACCCGAUACACCAACCCCAAUCCAGCCUCGUUACAGCAGUUGCAAGAAGCUUCUUGAAGCAGGUCAUACCGAGAAUGGUAUCUUCACAAUAUUUCCCGCUGGCUUUAGUGAUGGUCUGAGGGUGUACUGUGACAUGGAGACUGAUGGCGGGGGAUGGAUCGUCAUCCAGAGGCGUCAAGACGGUAGCGUGGACUUCUACCGCAACUGGGUCGACUAUCGUGUUGGUUUCGGUGACUUGGACGGUGAGUUCUGGCUCGGGAACGACAACCUCCGUAAUCUGACUGAGUUUGGAGGAAUGUGGCGGCUGAGAAUCGACUUCGGAAACUGGUUGAAUGACACAGCCUGGUCGGAAUAUGAAGGUUUCCGUAUUUCUGGAGAGAACUUUCGGCUCAACGUGGAUUCUUACAACGAGAACAGCACUGCAGGGGACUCGCUCCUUAAUGGUCCAAAGCCACGGCUCGUGCAUAAUGGAAUGAUGUUUUCAACAAAAGAUAAACAAAAUGACAACGACAACAUCGGUUGUGCUACAAAGUACCAUGGGGCGUGGUGGUACAACGACUGUUUUGUGUCUACUCUGAAUGGUCGGUACUAUGUAGGAGGGACAGAAACCCUCGAUGGCAUGCACUGGAAUGGUUGGAACAACGAAAAAACCGUGAAGACAUGCUCAAUGAAAUUUCGCCCAGUUGACUAG